UUUGGGGAUUUGGGGAUGAGUUGCUUACCCUGUUGCGGAUCCCGGGAGGAGGAGGAGGAGGAGACGAAGGGGGGGAGUGGUGGUGGGGGGAAAGGGGGCGGAGAUCUCAAAAAGGAGGCUUCGGGCGACGCGUCCUCUCGCCGCGUCUCGAGGAUCGGAUCGGACAAAUCGAAAUCGAGGGGCGGUUCGGAUUCCAACAAGGAAGGAUCAGUACGCAAAGAUGGUAGUAAUACCCAUAUUGCAGCACAGACUUUCACUUUUCGCGAGCUUGCUGCUGCUACUAAGAACUUUCGGGAGGAUUGCCUUUUAGGUGAGGGGGGUUUCGGCCGCGUGUAUAAAGGACAUCUGGAGAAUGGGCAGGUUGUUGCUGUGAAACAACUUGAUCGAAAUGGUCUUCAAGGAAAUAGAGAGUUUCUUGUGGAGGUCCUCAUGCUAAGUCUUCUGCAUCACCCUAAUCUAGUCAAUCUGAUUGGUUACUGUGCUGAUGGUGAUCAACGCCUUCUUGUUUAUGAGUUUAUGCCGUUGGGAUCAUUAGAAGGUCAUCUUCAUGACGUUCCGCCUGAUAAGGAACCUCUUGACUGGAAUACACGGAUGAAGAUUGCUGCUGGUGCAGCCAAGGGAUUGGAGUACCUUCAUGAUAAGGCGAAUCCACCAGUUAUUUAUAGAGACUUCAAAUCAUCGAACAUCCUUCUUGGUGAAGGAUACCAUCCAAAACUGUCAGACUUUGGGCUUGCAAAGCUUGGUCCAGUUGGUGAUAAGACCCACGUCUCAACCCGCGUCAUGGGAACGUAUGGUUAUUGUGCUCCUGAAUAUGCUAUGACUGGGCAGUUGACGGUCAAAUCUGAUGUUUAUAGCUUUGGGGUUGUCUUUCUUGAACUGAUUACGGGGCGCAAAGCAAUCGACAACACCCGCCCAACUGGAGAGCAAAAUUUAGUAGCAUGGGCGCGCCCUCUAUUCAAAGACCGAAGAAAGUUUGCAAAAAUGGCCGAUCCAUUACUUCAAGGCCAUUUUCCCAUGAGAGGCCUGUACCAAGCUUUAGCGGUUGCUGCGAUGUGUCUACAAGAGCAAGCCGCAACCCGCCCCUUAAUCGGAGAUGUCGUGACUGCUCUCUCUUACCUCGCAUCACAAACCUACGACCCAAAUGCUCAUAACAAUCGAACUGGUCCAUCGACACCACGGGCUCGCAGCCAUCACAGAACCAUCAGUGGUCAGUCCGAUAAUAGUCACUAUACUGUGAAUUCACCGAGUCAGAAUUCUCCAGAUGUGAGGGGAAGUCCACUCCGGAUGGAAAGGGCUAGAGACGCUACGAGGAAUGUCAAUCGGCAGCGAACUCUCGCGGAGACCAAAGAGAAUUGGAGAGAGAGAAAGCGGGGAAGUGCGCCAGGAAGCUUUGAUAGCACGGAUGAGUAGCUUCGUGUUUGUUUUUAUUAGAAGCCCCUUUGGAUGAAUGUAUUUGGGUUUGAUUAUUCUCAUAGCAGAGAUGAGUUAUUUGUCGGAACUCGGUGAGUUAUUUUUUUUUUCUUUACUUUGUAAAUAAUAACUGCUGCUCCAUAAUUGUUUUCGUUCAUCAGAAAAUAGGUACUCAUAUAUGUCAGGUAUGUUCUGUGUGCAACUGGUUGCACUUUGUAUGUAGAGCUUUCUUAAUCCUUCGAGUACGAGAGAACAGAUGAAAUUUUUGUCCAUAAGUUCUGAGCAAGAGUUUUCUUUAGACAUCA
Ananas comosus (pineapple) is the source of this 1715-nucleotide messenger RNA. Its product is annotated as serine/threonine-protein kinase PBL27-like. Bases 16 to 1410 code for a protein of 464 amino acids. The transcript is spliced from 5 exons. Gene Ontology annotation, molecular function: protein kinase activity; ATP binding. The record is from RefSeq and is a predicted model, not a curated record. Gene Ontology annotation, biological process: protein phosphorylation. Lineage: Eukaryota; Viridiplantae; Streptophyta; Magnoliopsida; Poales; Bromeliaceae.